ACAACCUCGUUUUACGUCGAGCUAGUGACAUAAAAUUUUGGGCCGCAGGAUUCUCUGGCAGUGUGUUAAAACAGCCGGAAAACGGACAAAAUGAUCAGUAGCAUGAAAAAAUUAUUUAAAGCCUUCAGUUGUAAAACCACCAGGAUCAGAAUAAGCGAGUGAAUCCCUUCAGAUCCUCACCCCUGUAACUAGAAUGGCGUCAAUGGCCAUCCAAGAACAAAACCCUCACUUCGUCUUGCUUCCUUUCCUGGCCCAAGGCCACAUGAUUCCAAUGGUGGAUCUUGCCAGGUUGCUGACCAAGCGCGGUUUGACGAUCACCAUUCUAACAACCCCUCAUAAUGCCGACCGAUUUCAGUCGGUCAUCGACCGUGAAAUCGGCUCUGGACUCAACAUUCGUAUAAUCCACCUCAAAUUUCCAUGCGCUGAAGCCGGGCUUCCAUAUGGCUGUGAGAAUUUCGACAUGCUCCCGUCGAUCGAUUGUGGAGUGAAAUUCUUCAGAGCUACAGCCAUGCUGAAUGAGCAGGUUGAGGAGUUGCUCCGGCAGCUGAAGCCCUUUCCUCGCUGCUUCAUUGCUGAUAUGUGUUAUCCUUGGGCCACGAAGGUUGCUCGGAAGUUGCACAUUCCAAGAAUUCUCUUUCAUGGGACGUGUUGUUUUUCUCUCUUAUGCACGCACAUCAUACGAAUUUCCAAAGAUUUGGAAACUAUAGCUUCUGAUACUGAGUACUUUGUCGUGCCUGGAUUGCCUGAUAGAAUUGAGUUAACUAGAGCUCAGCUCAGAGGCACUCCAAAUGAACGGAAUUCUGAUUGGAGGGAGCUCUGGGAUCAGAUGGCAGAGGCUGAGGGAGAAGCAUUUGGAACAGUUGCCAACAGUUUUGAAGAGCUGGAACCUGAUUACAUUAAAGAAUACAUGAAAGCCACAGGAAAGAAGGUGUGGUGUGUUGGUCCUGUUUCCUUGUGCAACAAAAGUGACUCAGACAAGACUGAAAGAGGAAACAAAACCUCUAUUGGCGGACAAGAAUGCCUGAAAUGGCUCGACUUGCAGGAACCAGGCUCGGUUAUUUAUGUUUGCCUCGGAAGCCUAUCCUGCCUGCCUACUUCACAACUGAUCGAGCUCGGCUUAGCGUUGGAAGCUUCAAAGAGACCCUUCAUUUGGGUUCUCCGAAAUGCAUCUGAAGAAUUCCAAACAUGGCUUUUGGAAGAAAAAUUCGAGGAAAGGAUCAAGGACAGGGGCAUCUUGAUCCGUGGAUGGGCCCCUCAAGUGCUGAUACUUUCUCAUCUGUCUAUAGGAGGAUUCUUGACGCAUUGUGGAUGGAACUCGACUCUGGAAGGAAUAACGGCAGGCGUGCCGAUGAUAACAUGGCCGCUUUUCGCCGAGCAAUAUUGCAAUGAGAAGUUCAUUGUGAAGGUGAUAAAGACAGGAAUAAGAGUUGGUAUUGAAACGCCUGUUGUGUUUGGAGAAGAGGAGAGUGUGGGAACGCUGGUGAAGAGUGAUGAGAUUAAGAGUGUUAUUGAGAGGUUGAUGGACGGGGGAGAAGAAGGGAAUGAGAGGAGAAAACGAGCUAAAGAGCUGGGGGAAAUGACGAAAAGGGCAGUGGAGGAAGGGGGUUCCUCUUACCUGAAUAUGACUUUGUUCAUUGAAGAUGUCAUGGCGGAACAAGCAAACUCUGGAGACCGAUCUGCAAAUCAUGAAAAUGCAUUGGUAGAUCAUGAAAAUUCUGAUGUUGUCAUGGUCCACUGAGACACAGAAAAUGGCGUCAGUGUCACUUCGUUUCCAGAAAGAAAGAAAACAAUCCUUCUGUUAAUGGAUUCUCGCGGUGGAUUUGAUGUCUUGCCUGUUUGUUUACUAUUUUGAGAAAUUGAAAGAUAUUUCUUUGUA
This is a messenger RNA of Sesamum indicum (sesame), 1876 nucleotides long. RefSeq names its product UDP-glycosyltransferase 73C4. The record is from RefSeq and is a predicted model, not a curated record. Gene Ontology annotation, molecular function: UDP-glucosyltransferase activity. Lineage: Eukaryota; Viridiplantae; Streptophyta; Magnoliopsida; Lamiales; Pedaliaceae.